Molecule: messenger RNA, 1925 nt
Organism: Marmota flaviventris (yellow-bellied marmot)
Lineage: Eukaryota; Metazoa; Chordata; Mammalia; Rodentia; Sciuridae
Gene: Slc5a7
Product: solute carrier family 5 member 7
Biological process (GO): synaptic transmission, cholinergic; acetylcholine biosynthetic process; choline transport
Cellular component (GO): axon; dendrite; perikaryon
Molecular function (GO): choline:sodium symporter activity
Source: RefSeq, a predicted model, not a curated record
CUCCACAAGUCUUAAUGAAGUAGCCAACUGUGGAAGAAUCUGGACCCUUAGUUAAAAAUGGCUUUCCACGUGGAAGGACUGAUAGCUAUCAUCAUAUUCUACCUUCUCAUCUUGCUGGUUGGAAUAUGGGCUGCAUGGAGAACCAAAAACAGUGGCAGCGCACAAGAACGCAGCGAAGCCAUAAUAGUUGGUGGGCGAGACAUUGGCUUGUUAGUUGGUGGAUUUACCAUGACAGCCACGUGGGUUGGAGGAGGGUAUAUCAAUGGGACAGCUGAAGCAGUUUAUGUACCAGAUUAUGGUCUAGCUUGGGCUCAGGCACCAAUUGGAUAUUCACUUAGUCUGGUUUUAGGUGGUCUGUUCUUUGCAAAACCCAUGCGUUCCAAGGGAUAUGUGACCAUGCUAGACCCAUUUCAGCAGAUCUAUGGAAAGCGCAUGGGUGGACUCCUAUUCAUCCCUGCGCUAAUGGGAGAAAUGUUCUGGGCUGCAGCAAUUUUCUCUGCACUAGGAGCCACCAUCAGCGUGAUCAUUGACGUUGAUGUGCAUGCUUCGGUCAUUGUGUCGGCCCUCAUUGCCACUCUGUACACCCUGGUGGGUGGUCUCUACUCUGUGGCCUACACAGACGUUGUUCAGCUCUUUUGCAUUUUUGUAGGACUGUGGAUCAGUGUCCCCUUUGCCCUGUCACAUCCUGCGGUCUCUGACAUUGGGUUUACUGCUGUACACGCCAAAUACCAGGAGCCCUGGCUGGGGACCAUUGAGUCCUAUGAAAUCUACACGUGGCUUGAUAGUUUUCUGUUGUUGAUUCUGGGUGGAAUCCCAUGGCAGGCAUACUUCCAGAGAGUCCUCUCUUCAUCCUCAGCCACCUACGCUCAAGUGCUGUCCUUUUUGGCAGCUUUUGGGUGCCUGGUGAUGGCUCUGCCAUCCAUACUCAUCGGGGCCAUUGGAGCAUCAACAGACUGGAACCAGACUGCAUAUGGGCUCCCAGACCCCAAGACGAAUGAAGAAGCAGACAUGAUUUUACCAAUUGUUCUGCAGUAUCUCUGCCCUGUGUACAUUUCUUUCUUUGGCCUUGGUGCUGUGUCUGCUGCUGUUAUGUCUUCAGCUGAUUCUUCCAUCUUGUCAGCAAGUUCAAUGUUUGCUCGGAACAUCUACCAGCUUUCCUUCAGACAAAAUGCAUCAGACAAAGAAAUUGUUUGGGUCAUGCGAAUCACUGUGUUUGUGUUUGGAGCAUCUGCAACAGCCAUGGCCUUGCUGACGAAGACCGUGUAUGGGCUCUGGUACCUGAGCUCUGACCUUAUCUACAUCAUCAUCUUCCCACAGCUGCUCUGUGUGCUCUUCGUCAAGGGGACCAACACGUACGGGGCCGUGGCAGGUUACAUUUCUGGGCUUUUCCUGAGAGUCACUGGAGGGGAGCCCUACUUGUACCUGCAGCCCUUGAUCUUCUACCCUGGUUAUUACUCUGAUAAGAACGGUAUCUAUAACCAGAGAUUCCCAUUUAAAACACUUGCCAUGGUUACCUCAUUCCUAGCUAACAUCGGUAUUUCUUAUCUAACCAAAUACCUAUUUGAAAGUGGAACCUUGCCACCCAAAUUAGAUGUAUUUGAUGCUGUUGUUGCAAGGCACAGUGAGGAAAACAUGGAUAAGACAAUUCUGGUCAAAAAUGAAAAUAUUAAAUUAAAUGAACUUGCACCUGUGAAGCCUCGACAGAGCAUAACUCUCAGCUCAACUUUCACCAAUAAAGAGGCCCUUCUUGACAUCGAUUCCAGUCCAGAAGGCUCUGGGACUGAAGAUAAUUUACAAUGACACCAUCUAAAUAAAAUACUGCUUUUGCAAACAGAGCACUAUAGUAGGAUAGUCCUGGAAAGAUGGUUCAUGGCACAUAUAAUACAUAUUAAAAUUAUAAACAACGUUCAAGAGAACAAAUUCCU